Messenger RNA from Owenia fusiformis, 1023 nucleotides. The record is from the annotation of a GenBank genome assembly. Lineage: Eukaryota; Metazoa; Annelida; Polychaeta; Sabellida; Oweniidae.
GCACUCUACAGUGUGUCCCAAAAAAAAGGAAACCAGCAAUAGAUUGCUUAUUUCUCAAAUAUGAAUAAUAAUAGGAACAUUUUAAAGCUACCAUCUGAUAGGUUAUGAUGUCCUUUUUCUUAUGAUACCAAAGGUGUUUAUUUUUCUUCACGGAUGACCGAGUUCUAAGAGAUUUAAGUGACCAUGUCAGAAAUUGGUUUGUGCCACUUUUUCUGUCAUGAAUGGCUGAACAAUGAGGGAUUAAAAUGGCUAUGCAAGACCAUGUCCUAUUCGAAAUACACAUUUCUGAACAAGCAUUCAACAUAGCAAGUUCAUGCAGCUGACCCAAGAUCAAAGAGUAUUCGUAGUAAGUAAGUGGCUCAGAAGUGGGAGCCUUCAGCAGGUUGCUGAUCAGUUUAGAGAACGCUUCCCAGAUAGAAAUGUACCUGCUAAGUCGACAAUCUUGAAGAAUAUCAAGAAGUAUCAGAGAGAAGGAACAAGUCUCAAUGUCAACAAGGGACGUUCUGGAAGAAGAACAGCUCGGUCUGAUGAAAACAUCAGGAUUGUCGCAGCAGUGGAGGAUCUAAGGGGACAGAGAGACAUCAUCAGGGAUGCAGUACGUGCGAUGAGAUCAAUGGCAGACAUUUGGAUUGAAAGGAAUGGGGGUCAUGUUGAAGGACACUGGGGUUAAAACAACUUUGAAUGGACAUUGGGAUUUAAAAGGGGUGUUAUAUAUGAUAUGUGUAAUUUUAAUUGGAAUAAAUGAGUAAAAGAGUGAUAUCCUGAUGUUUGUUGUUACUUAUCACUUUGUUAUGAUGGUGAAAUUGACUUGGCUGAAAGUGGUACAAACUCAUUUCUGACAUGGUCACUUAAAUCCCUUAUAACUCAGUCAUCCAAGAAGGAAAAUAGACAACUUUGGUAUCAUAAGAAAGAGGACAUCAUAAUCUAUCAGAUGGUAGCUGUGAAAUUUUCCUAUCAUUAUUCAUAUUUGAGAAAUAAGCAAUCUAUUGCUGGUUUCCUUUUUUUUGGGACACCCUAUAUUAG